Messenger RNA from Vigna unguiculata (cowpea), 1923 nucleotides. Its product is annotated as cytochrome P450 94C1 pseudogene. Lineage: Eukaryota; Viridiplantae; Streptophyta; Magnoliopsida; Fabales; Fabaceae. The record is from RefSeq and is a predicted model, not a curated record.
UCCUGCUGUUUAAUCCUUGUAAGUCAAGAAUGGAGUUUCAACCAUUUUCUCUGUUCUCUCUCAUGCACCUCUUCUCCACCGUCUCCUAUGGCACACUGUGUCUUUCACUCGCCACAAUCACCCUUCUCUCCCUCACUCUUUUAUCGUCUCUCUCCUUCAGCUGGCCCAGAAUAAACAUCUUCUUCUGUAACUGCCAAACUUGCCAGGCCUAUCUCACUUCAAGCUGGUCCAAAACCUUCCACAAUCUUUGUGAUUGGUACGCUCAUCUCCUCCGAAACUCCCCCACCAAAACCAUCCACAUCCACCUCCUCCAAAACACCAUCACCGCCAACCCCGACAACGUCAAGUACAUUCUUAAAACCAGGUUCCACAACUUCCCCAAGGGGAAAACCUUCUCCGCCAUCCUCGCCGAUCUCCUCGGCGGAGGAAUCUUCAACGUCGACGGAGACUCCUGGUGCUUCCAGAGGAAGAUAGCCAGUUUAGAACUCAGCAAGGCCUCCAUACGAUCCUUCGCUUUCGAGGUCGUCAGAUUCGAAAUCCAGCACCGACUCCUCCCUCUCCUCGCUCUCUCCAAACAAAACGACUGUGUUUUGGAUUUGCAGGAUGUGUUCAAGAGAUUCUCCUUCGACAGCAUUUGUAAAUUCUCCUUCGGGUUGGACCCUAUGUGCCUUGAGCAGUCUUUGCCUAUAUCGGACUUCGCUCUUUCCUUUGACUUGGCGUCAAAGUUGUCCGCGGAGAGAGCCAUGUCGGUGUCCCCUCUAAUUUGGAAGAUAAAAAGGUUCUUCAACGUGGGCUCGGAGAAGAAGCUACAAGAAGCGGUUAAAAAGAUCAACAUCUUAGCGAAGGAGGUGAUAAGACAAAGAAGAAAAACGGGGUUUUCGUCUCACAGGGACCUUUUGUCACGGUUCAUGAGCUGUGUGAAUGAUGAGACAUACCUGAAAGAUAUCAUCGUGAGUUUCUUACUAGCUGGUCGUGACACCGUGGCUUCGGCUCUGACCAGCUUUUUCUGGCUAGUGGCAAAACACCCCGAAGUGGAGUCGAAGAUUGUGGUGGAAGCAGAGGGAGUAAUAAGAGGAGAGAAGUGGAGCUUCGAGGAGCUUCAAGAACUGCACUAUUUAGAAGCGGCGGUGUAUGAGAGCAUGAGACUGUACCCUCCGAUUCAAUUGGAUUCAAAGUUUUGUUUGGAGGAUGAUGUGUUGCCUGAUGGGACUUUGGUGAAGGGAGGGACUAGGGUUACUUACCAUCCUUACGCAAUGGGUCGUUUGGAGGAAAUAUGGGGUUGGGAUUGCUUGGAGUUCAGGCCGGAGAGGUGGUUGAAGAAUGGUGUGUUUUGCCCCGAGAACCCGUUCAAGUACCCGGUUUUUCAAGCGGGUAUGAGGGUGUGUUUGGGCAAAGAAAUGGCUGUGUUGGAGCUCAAGAGUGUGGCCAUUUCGUUGCUUCGGAGGUUCCACAUCGAACAGGUGGCACCGCAUCAUCACACCCCGCGUUUCUCCCCUGGCCUCACUGCUACUUUAAGUUGCGGCCUUCGCGUGAAGGUGCGUGAUCAAGGUACCCAACAGCGGCAACACCCUCUUCAUCAUUCACAAUAAACAUGCGAAUGAAUGAGUGAAUGUUCCUUACUAUGGUUGUUCUUGUUCUGGAGAGACAAAAUAUAAAUUAGUUUGUGUUUAAAAUUUGCCAGAAUUGGAUGAGCAUAUGUAAUGUCAUAUUGUGAUUAAAUUAGUGGAGAUGGUUUAAAUUGAUAGAGUGAUUAAGGAGGAAAUGACGGAUGCAAUCAAGAGGGGACGGGGACGGGAGCUGAACACUGCACCACUGGAAUGGUGUCGCGUCAUUGGAUAUUACUCUCCUGAAUUCGAUUCUAAGGAAACAAGCUUAUAUUUUCAACAUAAUUACAAUCUCAUAUGCAUAUAAAAUAUUCGUUAC